ACGGCAGAAUUUGACUUUAAAACAACAAGCAUAUCUUUUUAACAUUUAUUUGAAAAAAGUUAUUAAAAAAUCAUUGAAAUUUAUUAAAAUGCCACGUCUUAAGCCAACAACCAAAGUAGAUGUGAUAGGAAACUUGGAUUUAAGCCCCGAAAAGGCUGUUGGCGAUUACAUUGAAUCCAAGCAGCAAAAGGAGUUCUUUGUCAAGCCACCAAAUUGGGAUUCAGCCGGGGAUUCCAUAGAGCUGCUCUACAUACGCAAUGAACGUGAACAUGCGGCCAUGAUGCGUCUGCAAGAUGAAAUGCUUGCAAAUGCUAAAACCCAGGCCGCUGGAAAUGCUGCUCGUAUACGCAAAUUGUAUAAAAUUCAUGCAAAUUUGCGUAAACGUUUCAUUGAGGUCAACAAUUUCAUAAAGGAUUGUUCCGAUAAGAAACGCAUAGCCGAGAAGAAGGUGGCCGAGGAGACGGCCAUGCAUAAAGAGUUGAGGGAAAAAAUCGCCCAAUAUAAAACUAGCAUUGAGGAACUAACCCAUUUCCGUGAUGUCUUGAAGGCCACCGUUAAGGAAUUUGAGCCGUACGAAAAGGUAUUGGAAGAAGUUGUUGAAAAGUCGGAUAUUUUUGAGUCGGUGAAAGAUUGCAUGGAUAGAUGUGAUGCGUUGAUGCUAGCCCAAGUGGAAAUUUCCCGCUUGGAACAGGAGAAACUUCAAGAAAUUGAGGAAAUGCGCAAGCGUAUGGUCAAGCUAACCAAUGAGGCAGCUCUUACAGUUUUGGGCUUGAAAAAUGAUCUGGCCGAACUGGAAAGAUCCUAUAAUGAAGCUCGCGCAGAAUGCUCGAAAUGGGAGAAAAUUAUGGCCAAUGCCAAGGAUACUGUUGCGACACAUGACUUGAAUAAGGAUCGGGCCUUGGAUGGUAUCCAUUAUAUGUAUCGAUUGCUAUGCAAAAGGAGAAAUAUGGAUCCACUGUAUCAACGUAAUGAAAUCGAAAAGCAAUUGGAUUAUAUUAAGGAUGAAAUUGAAUUGUUAAUAGAAGUCAACAAGGAAUGUGCAAAGCAACAGGAUAAAUGGAAGUUGUCGCCAAAAGCAAAAUCAGAGAAGCUUGGAAAACAAAAAAAGGAAAGUUUCGAAACAAAAACAUAAAUGGAAAUUACUCCCAGCAACAAAAUAUAUAAGGAAUCCUAAAUUUAAAAAAAAUUGGUUGAUGAAAAAAAUUCCUAUAGUUCUUAGAAGUCAAAAAAGGGAAAGUUUCGAAACAGAAAUGGAAAUGUUCCCCAAAAACAAAGUCAGCGAAUAUAGCUAAAGAAUCAUAUAUUUGUAAAUAAAUUUGGCUAUCGCCAAAAACAAAAUCAGAGAAGGCUGCUAAGAAAUCUUAAA
This is a messenger RNA of Musca domestica (house fly), 1366 nucleotides long. RefSeq names its product coiled-coil domain-containing protein 42 like-2-like. The coding region runs from base 89 to 1132 and encodes 347 amino acids. The record is from RefSeq and is a predicted model, not a curated record. NCBI's taxonomy places the organism in Eukaryota, Metazoa, Arthropoda, Insecta, Diptera, Muscidae. The transcript has 6 exons.